AUACUCAACGAAUCUGGCUCCCAGAGAGAGAGAGAGAGAGACUAGUCCUUGCUCUACGAAGAGCACACUGUUGGGCUAGAUUUACAUUUCUAGGCCGAAUGUGAUGAUUCGGUGUUCUAUUAUAAAAGAAACACCACACAUCAAACAUGCACACAACAAAACAAAGAGCCAAGCUUAUCAAACAGAUAGUGAGAGAAGGAUAUUAGGAUGCAGCGCUUGAGUGAAGAAGCUGUUCUCAACAUUCCUGCAAGCAAAGCAUGGAGUAUGUACAGAGAUGAUAAGCUAAUCAGCAAAAUUAACCCAGAUAUGCUCUCUGGUGCUGAAUACAUCAAGGGUGAUGGCGGCCCUGGCAGUCUCAGGGUGUUCAAGCUUGGCCCUGCUGUUCACAGUUACGUCAAAGAGUCGACACAGAAGAUAGAGAAGGUGGUGGAGGGACAGUCUGUUACUUAUGAAGUAAUCGGAGGAGAACUGAAGGACAUGUAUAAUUUCUACAGGGUUACCUUCUCAUUUCUUCCAGUACCCGAAAAAGAAGACGAACAAUGCAUUGCAGAAUGGAAAUCAGAAUAUGAACCACUCUCAGCCACCACAUCUCCACCAGAAAAAGCACGUGAUGCUGCUAUCGGAUUCCUCAAAUCCUUUGAGAAAUUUGGACUCUGCUAACAAAUGUUGUUAGCAUUGGACUUGCCAUAUAAGAUGGUAGUAUUCUAAAGGUGGUUUCUCUACUAGUGGGCUCCUUAAUUCUAGCACAAAUAGAACUUUAUCACAGUUCAUCUAAAAUGAAAUUUGUGUGGAGAGAUCCAGUACUAAAUAUUAUCCCCCUAAUAAUCAAUAUGUUGGUUUAGAAGUCA
This is a messenger RNA of Papaver somniferum (opium poppy), 848 nucleotides long. RefSeq lists its product as uncharacterized. Gene Ontology annotation, molecular function: signaling receptor activity; abscisic acid binding; protein phosphatase inhibitor activity. The record is from RefSeq and is a predicted model, not a curated record. Gene Ontology annotation, biological process: defense response; abscisic acid-activated signaling pathway. Gene Ontology annotation, cellular component: nucleus; cytoplasm. The transcript has 2 exons. Bases 208 to 660 code for a protein of 150 amino acids. Lineage: Eukaryota; Viridiplantae; Streptophyta; Magnoliopsida; Ranunculales; Papaveraceae.